This is a messenger RNA of Sphaeramia orbicularis (orbiculate cardinalfish), 6058 nucleotides long. RefSeq names its product MDS1 and EVI1 complex locus (gene mecom). The transcript has 17 exons. Gene Ontology annotation, molecular function: protein binding; DNA-binding transcription activator activity, RNA polymerase II-specific; RNA polymerase II cis-regulatory region sequence-specific DNA binding. Gene Ontology annotation, cellular component: nucleus. The record is from RefSeq and is a predicted model, not a curated record. NCBI's taxonomy places the organism in Eukaryota, Metazoa, Chordata, Actinopteri, Kurtiformes, Apogonidae. The coding region runs from base 995 to 4267 and encodes 1090 amino acids. Gene Ontology annotation, biological process: regulation of transcription by RNA polymerase II.
GACAGUCCCGUGCUUUGCGUCUGCUCUCUGCGGGCUUCAGGGAUGAACGUGCAGGAUCCGUCUGGAGGAGACAAUGCGUAAAAGCCAAACCGUCCGGGACGCGCUAUAGAGCGUAGGGGGGCGAUGCUUGAAAACAACCCCCCCUCCUCCUCCAGAAUCUCUCCGCUAUCAUUUAGACGACACAUCCCGACUGGCUGAGGAGGAGGGAGAGGAAGAGAAAAAUGAAAAGUUGAAUGGCUACUAGAGGACACCUGGGUGCGUCAGGACAGGAGGGGUGACAAGAGAGGAGCGGACGAGCCAAGCGAAGAGCGCACAGAGAAAAGUUGGGAGCAAGUUGAUGCACCGGAGGGGGAUUUAGCGCAGAACCCCGCGAUGUCUGUAGGACAGUGAGGGGGGAGAUUUUAACGAGUCGACAAAAAUAGUAAGAAGGGGAUUUGUCUGUACCGACCGCACGGUGUCUGCGGGACAGCCGAGCGUGUGCGCACCGGCCAGGAGGCGACUCGUCUUGCGGCUUGGAGACUUGGACACACACCGAAACCCAGCAAACAACGGCACAUUGUUGUUUUUUUUUUUUUUUUUUUAAUAUCCAAUGCGAAGAAACGCGGACAACUCGUCGUAGCUGAGACAAGUUGUAUUUUUAUUGCUCGUUCCAAACUCGAGCUGAGUUCGUUCACAUUUUUACCGGAGUUUUCAUCUUUUUUUUUUUUUUUUUUUUUUUUUUUUUUUUUGUUGUUUCUCGGUUAACCACUCUUAUUAUCCCAAGAGGUUUUAACAGUCGCACGCCGGUGUAAAAGAAUUAAAAACGAUCUUGGACGGGUCAGGCCAUGUAAAAUUUUGCGUGGAUGCCAGCAAGCCAGAUAUCGGGAGCUGGCUGAAGCACAUCCAGUUUGCCCCUGCGGCCAAGCAGCAUAACCUGACAGCGUGCCAGAUAGAUGAUCAGAUCUUCUACAAAGUCACCAGAGAGAUUUUCCCCGGUGAGGAGCUGCUACUUUUCAUGAAGGCUGAAGAGUAUUCAUGUGACACCAUGGCUCCUGAUAUUCACGAGGAGAGGCAGUACCGCUGUGAGGACUGUGACCAGCACUUUGAAUCCCGCAACCAGCUGCUGGACCACCAGAAGCAGCCGUGUGGGAUGCCCCCUUCCUCUUUCCUUAACCCAGGAGGAGACAGUGACCUGAAAGCCCAAGAACCUCAAGACCUGAGACCACUUAACAUGUCCCAUGGUCUUCAUGAGUGUAAGGAGUGUGACCAGGUCUUCCCAGACAUCCAGAGUCUGGAAGCCCAUACUCUGUCCCACUCUGAGGAAAGGGAAUAUAAGUGUGAUCAAUGUCCCAAGGCCUUCAACUGGAAAUCAAACCUGAUACGACAUCAGAUGUCACAUGACAGCGGCAAGCACUACGAAUGUGAAAACUGCUCAAAGGUAGAAGCAGAUAGUAACUUCCCCGUGUGUCUGUGUGGUUCCUUCCCCCAGCAGGUGUUCACAGACCCCAGUAACCUGCAGAGGCACAUUCGCUCCCAGCACGUCGGGGCUCGGGCCCACGCCUGCUCCGACUGUGGCAAGACGUUUGCAACGUCUUCAGGCCUCAAGCAGCAUAAGCACAUCCACAGCAGUGUCAAGCCCUUCAUGUGUAAGUCACUAAGACCCUACCUAUGUGAGGUGUGCCACAAGUCCUACACCCAGUUCUCUAACUUGUGCCGUCACAAACGCAUGCAUGCUGACUGCCGCACACAGAUCAAGUGCAAGGACUGUGGGCAGAUGUUCAGCACCACCUCCUCUCUCAACAAGCACCGGCGCUUCUGUGAAGGGAAGAACCAUUUCACAGCAGGGGGAUUGUUUGCCCAGGGUAUGCCCCUCCCCGGUGCCCCUGGCUUGGACAAAUCAGCCUUGGCGAUGGGCCACAGCAGUGCUGGACUGGCUGAUUACUUUGGUGCCAGCCGACACCAUGGCGGGCUCACCUUCCCUGCUGCCCCGGCAUUUCCCUUCAGUUUUCCUGGCCUGUUCCCCUCUGGACUCUACCACCGGCCACCGCUCAUUCCCGCCACCACCUCUCCUGUCAGACAACCGGCCCACACACCUGUUGCUGGCCCUGGGGCUGAGCUACUUCCUCCAAGCCCUGGGGCUCAGGAGUCCCGAGAACUCCUUAAGGCUCUUCGUAAAGAUGGCGCUUCACCUGGCAACCAGAUGCCAGGCGCUGAACCACACACCCAGAGCUCUUCAUCUUCCUCAAAACAGCGGAACAAGCAGAGUGACCAGUCAGAGAGCAGUGAUCUGGAUGAUGUGAGCACACCUAGUGGAAGUGAUCUAGAGAGCACAUCGGGCUCUGAGAUGGAGAGCGACAUGGAGAGUGAGAGGGGGACUGCUCGGGAAAAUGGAAAAGUCUCCAAGCGAAAGACCAGUGAGGGAGGAACCCAGAGUCCCAACCUGGUGGGCAGCAGUGCUGCUAAAGACUUUCCAGGCCCUUCUCUUAUCCCUUCCUCGCUGGACGAGCACACCGCCGUAACAGGGGCUGUGAAUGACUCUAUUAAGGCCAUUGCCUCCAUUGCAGAAAAGUACUUUGGUUCCACAGGGCUAGCUGGCUUGCAGGACAAGAAGGUCGGGUCUCUGCCCUACCCCUCCAUGUUCCCACUGCCUUUCUUCCCAGCUUUCUCUCCUCCAGUUUAUCCAUUCCAAGACAGAGACCUCAAACCUCCAGCCCUGAAGGGUGAGCCACAGUCUCCAGUAGAUGACUGCAAGAAGGCCCAGGGCAAAGCCUCGUCUGAAUCACCCUUUGACCUCACAACCAAGCGGAAGGAGGAGAAGUCUGCUCCAUUUGUCCCCUCUAAACCAGAGGCCUCCCAGUCUAUCAGUCAGGAUCAGCCACUAGAUCUGAGUCUGGGGACCAGGGGCCGUGGACGGAAUGCAAGAGAGGAGGACACAAAGAAGAAUUUAGGGUAUGAAGAGGAUAAGACAAUGAUGGAGAUCCCAAAAGCUGACACAUCUUUACAGCAUGCCCGGCCCACUCCGUUCUUCAUGGACCCCAUCUACAGCAGGGUUGAGAAGAGGAGAAUGAGCGAUCCGUUUGAGACUCUCAAGGACAAAUACAUGCGACCAGCUCCAGGCUUCCUCUUCCAUCCACAGUUUCGUUUGCCAGAUCAGAGAACUUGGAUGUCAGCAAUUGAAAACAUGGCAGAAAAACUGGAAACAUUUGGCUCCUUAAAGCCAGAGACUGGUGACCUGCUGCGCUCCGUCCCCUCCAUGUUUGACUUCAGAGCCCCACCCUCUGCACUUCCAGAGACGCUGCUGCGCAAGGGCAAGGAGCGUUACACCUGCAGAUAUUGUGGGAAAAUAUUCCCACGUUCUGCCAACCUGACGCGCCACCUCAGGACUCACACAGGAGAGCAACCAUACAGGUGUAAAUACUGCGACCGCUCCUUCAGUAUCUCCUCCAACCUACAACGUCACAUUCGCAACAUUCAUAACAAGGAGAAGCCCUUUAAGUGCCACUUGUGUGACCGUUGUUUCGGGCAGCAGACCAACUUGGACCGUCACCUCAAAAAACACGAGAAUGGAAACCUGUCAGGCACUGCAAUGUCAUCCCCACAGUCUGAACUGGACAGCAGCAGCGCCAUACUGGAUGACAAAGAAGACUCUUAUUUCAAUGAAAUACGAAAUUUCAUUGGCAACACAGGACAGAACCAGACAUCCCCAGAUCCCUCUGAGGAAGGGUUAAAUGGUGGUCCGUUUGAGGAAGAGAAGCCUUUAAUGGCCAGCCGUGGGUCACGUGACCUAGAAGAUGAGGAAGCAGAGGACCUGGGUGCUGAUGAAGAAGAGGGUGAAGAGCCCAGCAGCACCCCUGGCAAACCUGAAGGCGAAGUGCUUCCUGGUAACCUCAGUGAUGAUGUCAUACAAGACGAAAUGGAUUUCAGUGAGUCAAAUGACUUGAACCUCAACUGCAAGAGCUCCCCUGCCAGGUAUGAUGAGGAGGAGCAGAGUGGCUACUCAGCCUUGGACCACAUUCGUCAUUUUUCGGACAUGCGCAAGCUGGAGGAGAGUGAGCUGAGUGACGGAGAUCCAGAUGAAGACGAUGGGUCUUUUGGCUCCCCCUCCCUGGCUGAGGCGGUCAAACAGCCACUGUUUAGGAAAUCCAAGUCUCAGGCCUAUGCCAUGAUGCUGUCUCUGGCUGAAAAGGACUCUCUCCACCCAGCCUCACACACCCCCGCCACCAUGUGGCACAGUCUGGCACGGGCCGCUGCUGAAUCCAGUGCCAUCCAGUCCCUUAGCCAUGUAUGAUGACACCCCUCUGCGCUCUCCCCUUUACCUCUCAAACCCCAACCCUGACCUAUGGCACUGGGAUCCCGUUACAGGGGCAAUCUACAGGGCCCUUUGAUUGUCUGCAGAGUGACUGCUGAGCAGAACCACGGCCCAUCUGACUGCUGAGCGGAGCGCCUUACACACAAAGCAGGGUCUCUGUCCUUGCAGAACACAACCCAGCCCUAACAAUCUUCAACAAAUUCAGAGCAAAAUGUCCUUUGAGACCUUAAAUUUGAUUUCUUACAGUAACACCAACCAGGAUGAUCAAAAUGACGGCAAUUUUUGUGAAAAUAAUGAAGCUAAAGUAAUAAUAGCUGUAUUUAUUCUGCUGAAUUUCUAUGUUUUGCACAGCAAGGGCAGCUGGUGGGCAUUGAAGAUGGAUGUGCUGAUGUUUAUUACUAGACUGCAUUUAUUGCCCAGCACAUACAGGAACAUUUAUUGCCAACAGGAUACAUUUGGUUGUGUCUUUAAGACAGCCAGUUUGAGCCUAGGAUGUGCAUAAAGCAUAAGAACCCUGUCUCAUCUGCCGAACCGAUUUCCCUUUAAGCCCCGAGAUUCACAGGUGCUUCUCGUGAACAUAUGUACUUAAUGAUAAAAAUGAAGGGUGGGGUUCAUUGACCUCAAACUAAAUGAAAACAGCUCCAUGUAGGGAAACACAAGCAGUGCUGUAAUAUCACUGAAGUCAGUGAAGAACAAAUUAAAAAGCAAUUGUUAACUGAAAUUGGGCCAGUUUCCCUCCUGCAUUUUCAUGGCUGCGUGUGUCUGCACAAUCAUAGCACUGUACACAAGUGUCUACCAACUGUUCUCCACUGCACUCCAUCCUGCCCGCCUGCGCUAUCUGUGAAAGGAUAUAAAUAGAUUGUCUUUUUAGUGGAAGAGAAGAAAACACAAUGUUUUUAUUUGUUUUUUGUUCUUUGGUUCAUUUUUUUACUGAGAUACGUAGCCAGUGCUGAAGUUAAUUGUCGUUGUAAAGGGCAUAUGUCUUUUCAAAAACCUUGAAUCCAUCCUAGUCAGCCAACAAUACCACUAAAUAGCCUGAAUGCUAGUCGUUAGCUACUCCAUGCUUGUGUGUCUUUCAUUUUUAGACAAUCAUGAUUUUGUUUCCAUUUUUUGUUGUUGUUGUUGUUGUUAUUUGCUGUUGUAUGUUGAGAAUUGUAUUUAUUUCUUGGCAAACUGUAGUUUGUUUACUGAAUAGCACUGCUCUUAGCCCAGGUGAAGGGGAGAUUCCUCACCCGGCCUAUCCCAGAGUUCAAUGGGGUUUGUAGAUUACAUUUGAGUGCCGGAUAGUAUUAAACAUACAAUUCACUCCUUAUUCUUCUAAUGAAACUGGUUGAUGAAUAGAUAUUACUUAGGUUUUGUUUUCUAUGACAAUUUAAUGAUUCAAUUGUAAAAAAUGAAAAACAUUAUAAAGAAUGAAAUAAUGAGAAAAAAAAAAAGCCAGGUAUAAUUUCUUCAUAAGCGCAUGAUUGGUCUGGUAAGAUCUGUAUCUGACAUUUUCUACGGUUGUCUGCAAGCUUGUGUGACGUUCGGUUCAUGUUAAUCCCUUGUGCCAAACUUAUGAUAAAUAACAGAUUACUUUCAUUUAUUCUCCCGUUUUGAGGGAUCAGAUUUUUUUUUUUUUUUUGUCAUUUUGUUUAUAAUCGAUUUUAAAAAGUAAUCAGCAAGUUGAGGUACUUUGUUUUAAUGCUUUCUACAAUGUAACUGUUAUGCAUUUCAAUUCAGUACUGUGGGAGGAACAACUAAGAAAUAAAAGACUACAAUGUGGAUUGA